Molecule: messenger RNA, 6774 nt
Organism: Ostrinia nubilalis (European corn borer)
Lineage: Eukaryota; Metazoa; Arthropoda; Insecta; Lepidoptera; Crambidae
Gene: unc-13-4A
Product: BAI1-associated protein 3
Exons: 24
Coding region: 1-3765 (1254 amino acids)
Cellular component (GO): secretory vesicle
Source: RefSeq, a predicted model, not a curated record
AUGGCGGACAGCGUGGCGGGGCUGGCGCUGUCGCCGCGCCGCGCGCCGCCCGCGCGCCACCGCUCCGCCGAGGAGUCGCAGGCGCAGCAGCCGCAGCCCUCCACGGCUACCAUGAGAGGGUUUCCUCGCGUGGUGCCAACGGAGGGUGCGUCAGCGCUGAGCGCGCGGCGGCGCACGCUGGACUGCCUCGCGCCGGCCGCGCCGCCGCGCCGGGGCGGCUCGCUGCGGGUCCCGCGACACCAGGCCCCGCCCGAGAAGCCCACCAUGGCCUUCUGCAAGCGGCGCCUCUCGUGGCCUGAGGUCGACAACUCCGUGAAUUCAGGGGUUCAAGAAACAGAUGGGUCCUACUUCGAGAGUUUCACGGCGCUGUCGUGGCGUCAAGAGAACCGGCGCCUGGCCGCCCUCAGGCUGGCCGAAGCUAGGGCGGAGCGCCCGCCGCCCGCCCCUCAUGACCUGGGGCUCCCCAGCGUGUCCGCUCAGCUCUCGCACAAAGAACAUGAACAUCUUUACACUGAGGUGCUAUACUGCAUUGAAAACGCAGUGGGCGCUCCAGCACCCGGCGGCCAGUUCGCUUCAUACAAGGAUGAGGUGAUCGAGUACGCCCGCCGCGCGUUCCGCGUGUCUCCCGAGAUGCACGCGCGUGCAAUGCGCGCGGCCGGCAGCGAGCGCCCGCCUACUGUUGUGCUGGGCUGCUCGGUGCUGGAAGCAGAUGGACUGGAGGCCAAAGACGCUAACGGUUUUAGCGACCCGUAUUGCAUGCUGGGUAUCCAGCCAGCUUCCCUACCAGCAUCGCCACGGGCCUCAGAGGACGAAGGCCGCAAGCACGGAUUCAGGCUGAGCUUCAAGAGGCGGGACGGGCGCCAGCAACGGGACAGCCUGGGACGACUCCCAGCGCGCUACAUCCGCGCGACCAGCGUCAGGCCCCACACACUCUCGCCUAAGUGGAACGAGACUUUCAAAUUUGACAUCGACGAUAUAUCGUCGGACGUGCUUCACCUGGACAUCUGGGACCAUGACGACGAGAGCUCGGUGCUGGACGCGGUGUCCCGCUUGAACGAGGUGCGCGGCGUCCGCGGUCUGGGACGGUUCUUCAAGCAGGUCUGCCAGAGCGCCCGCCAGGGCAGCCAGGAUGACUUCCUUGGUUGCGUCAACAUCCCUCUCCGCGAGAUCCCGUCCACUGGGGUCGAGGCGUGGUACAAGCUGGAGGCGCGCUCGCAGCGCUCUUCGGUGCAAGGCCGCAUUCGCCUGCGCCUGUGGCUGUCGGCCCGCGAAGCCGGCCGGCAUGAUGAUGACAACUGGCAACAGGUUCGCCAACAUGAGCGCCUAUUCGGGGUGCUGCUCGCUCACGAGGUGGAGACAGCGGCGUGCGGCGCGGCGAGCGGCGCGGAGAGCGACGCAGGCGCAUGGGAGGGCGAGCUUGGCGGCGCGGCGCAGACGCUGCUGCACCAGCACGCCAUACAGGGGGAUAUGAGUGCGCUGCAGGCCGCCAUCGCUAGAUUCGCUGCUGCCUGCCGCUUGAACAGUGAUGCUCCGCUGGAUCCCAAAUACAUGUACAAGCUGCUUACCGAGCUGGAGCGUGCUUGGUGCGCGAGCGAAUGCUCAAGCAGCAGCAGUGGCAGCGGCAGCGGAGACUCGGGCGGCGUAACGCGUGAUGAGGAGCGCUGGCUCGCCGACUGCUUCGGGGAGUUUGUAGAGCGCGCGCUACACCAGCUGCGUUUGCACCGGGACCUGUACCCCGUGCUGCACCACUACAGCCUCAACAAGCUGGAGUUCCUGCUGCGAUGUUUAAGUCAGCUGUCACAAAUGAAAGCGUUCUGGAGAUGUUGUCCCUUCAACAAGGAAAUCAGGACAGAGAUAGUGGGCAGCCUGCGUAAGGGUACAGCGGAGUGGUACGAGGCUUUAUGUGCCCAGGACACGGAGUCGGAGCGUGGUGAGGACCUCGUGAAUCUCAUCACCCUCGUGCAAAUCGAUCUGCAGCAGGGCCUGACUUACUACCACCCGCUUUUCGAGACGACUAACAAUGUGCCAUACUUCAGUGUUGUCUUCACACAAAUUGAUAAGAUGGUGUCGGAAGAUGUGCGGCAGUGCGUGGAGCACUGGGUGGCCGAGGGCUGGUGCGGCGUCGCCGAGGAGGAAGUGUACGACGAACAGGGAAAUGGAGUAUGUAUUGUGUCGGCAAAGACGCUCCCGUUUGAGGUGCUAUCAGCGGUGCGCGAGCUGUGCGCAGCGGCUGCGCCCGCGCCGCCUCCUCACCUUACACACGACCCGCCGCCGCAGCUGCUCGACGCUUACAAGUGGUUCGAGCCCCUGGUGGACCGCUGGCUGGCCGUUACCAAGACUAUGGCGCUGCAAAGGGUCCGGGCGGCUGUCGAACUCGAUCGCCCAGUAGAGGGGGAACACCUCGUGAAGCACAGCACCUCAUCGGUGGACACAGCGGCUUGCCUCUACCACAUGCGACUGGUGUGGCGCGCCAUUGGUGGCUCCGAGGAGGGUACUGGCGGUGGCAGCCUCCGCUUGCUGGAAGCGGCCUGCGCCACCGCGCUGCAUUACGCCGACCUCGUGCACGGGGCGCUGGCUGACCAGGGAUACUACGAGAACCACGGUCAAAACAAGACCACCGAAGAGAUCUGCACGAUCGUGAACAAUCUGGAGUACGUGCGCCGCUCGCUCGCCGAGUACGACGACGAACACAUGUUUAGCAACAGAACAGACCACAUGAGCAGUGCCGAUGAGAACGCCCGGCAGCUGGUGCGUGGAGCCCUGGGCACGCUGGAUGCCCGCUCGGCCCGCGCUGCCGCGCCCCUUGCCGCACGCUCCCGCCCGCCACUUAGGAAGGCGGUGUUCCAUCUGGCCUGGUCACCGGACACGUUGCCGACGGCACAGGCAAUAACUCCUCUUCUGGAGUACCUGGAUCAGCACCUCUCGUCCCUGAACACGUGGCUGCUGCCGCGCGCCUUCACCAGAGCCCUGGCUGGGUGCUGGAGCGCCGUGCUGAAAGAAGUCUCCACCCAGGCCGACGCGGGUGGCGCGGAGAGACCCAGGGUCUACCACCACAGGCUGCGGGAAGCCCUUGACUUACUCGCUGACUUCUUUCAUGCCGAAGGAAAAGGUUUGCCGAUGCAGGAGGUGCAUAACGUAGAAUGGGGCCGUGUGGAACAAAGGAUGCAAUAUCACCAGGCUCCAACGGAGGAAUUACUGGAAGGGUGGCUCGCCGAUAGAAUAACCGAACAGUUGCGCACUCCGCUGCCCUCACCAUACGGGUCUAUACUAGUGAGGGUAUAUUUCAACCAUGACUCGCUAUGCGUGGAAGUUCUGUCAGCUCGCGACGUCAUUCCUCUCGAUCCAAAUGGUCUCAGCGAUCCAUUUGUAGUUUUGGAGCUUCUUCCAAAACGUCUCUUUCCGAAAGCACAUGAGCAAACCACGAAUGUCCAAAAGAAAACUCUUAAUCCGGUGUGGGACGAGUGCUUCGAGUUCAGCGUGUCAUUGGAAGCGUGCCGCUCUGCGCAGGCGGCUUUGUCGCUUUCGGUGUGGGACCGUGACGUGCUCACCGCGGACGACUUUGCCGGCGAAGCCUUCGUGUCGCUGGCCAGGAUACCAGGCGUCAACAGCCACGCGCCGCCCGACCCCUUGCGUCCGCUCGAACUACCUUUGAUGCAGCUUCACGAUCGGAAUCACCCCAUCUUACAAAUCCUGGAAUCACGUACCACUGACAAGAUGGCCAUGGAUUUCGUUAAGAAACAGAAGCUACGAUUUGCCGAACAGUAAACUGAUUUGUAUCGUCUUUGUCAGAUAACUUUUUUAUUGUUGAUUUACGUUAUUUCUAUUUGCACACUCGUCCAAUAUAAUGUCGACAAUAUAUUAAAAUAAUUUACAAAAAGAGUUCAUAUUUUUAAAUCAAAAUUUAGUUUUAUGAGUAUUUAUAUUUACCUAUUUAUUAUGUAUAUUGAGAUAUAUUGACAGAUCAGUAUUAAUUAAUGUAAAAUUACUACAAAGACUGUGUACUUAAUCCUUCUUCAUGAGAGAAUAUUAAUCUUACGUAUAAUUGUGAAUGUGUACUUUCCAAACUUUUGUAUGUGUAUAGUUAGUAUGCACCCUCUGAGCUUAUGUCCCUAGUCGUUAGUCUCUAUUAGAAAUUCCCGACCAAGUACUUUAAGACUCGUUGUUAUCCAAUGUAAUAUCAUUCCUUUAGAUUUUACACUAUCAAAGCACCUGUGGUCAAAUUCGCUCGUCUGAAUAAUUCUGCACAAAGCUUUAACACGCAGGUCACACCCGCUUCAAAUGCAUAUAUUCGUCAAAAUAAAUACCUUCUAUAAUCUUAACAUUUCUCCUUUACUUCCUCACAAAAUAAUGUUUAUUGAAUGAUUGAUCACUAAUUUUUUAAGACAUUUUACCUGAGUCCUAACGUUUUUGUAAUAUUUACUAUUUUAUAUCCUUAUAUUUACUAUUGAGCUUGCUACACCUAUUUUAUAAAAAAUAAUAUUAUCAUAUAUAUUUUAUGUUUUUAUUGAAAUCUUUAUAUUGUAUUGCGAGGCAAACGAGCUUUGUAUUAUCACUCGUCCGUCACAUAAAUCUAUUAACAUUUGUCUUUGACGACUGAUUUUCAUUGUUAGUUUAAUCGUACGUGUAUUGUAAACUUUUAUAAAUCUAUGUGAAAAUGUUCACUGUGUAUACAAAUAUAUUAUAUUAUUAUUGUACUUAGAUGACAUGUAUUUGAUGUUUGUAAUUAGCAAGUGAAUAUUAUACACCACUAAAUUUUAAUCACCGAAAAAAAAAAUUCUGGGUAAUGAGUUAUUGAUACUGAUCCCAUUUGUGCAAAAAAAAGAGUAAAAUAAAGUGACUCAAAAUAUCCUCCUAAAAUUGGUAAUUUAUUGACACACGCGUCGCUAGCACUAUUUAAGUACGAUAAUGUAACACUUAUUAGAAUUAAAAAUUGUCUAAGUUAGCUAAGUAUGUAAUAAUACCACUGGAAGCGUGGGCGAGGCGUGAGCGAGACAGACAGAUCGAUGCAACGUGCGAGCGCGUACGACUACUCUAGCGAGCAGCGGAGUGACCCAGCUGUGACGCGUAAAAUACGGACUAACGAAAAUUUUAUAAAUAAAUUAACUUCAUGAAAACCAUUUCUUUUUCUUUUGCUUUCAAUAUUCCACACGUUUCUACAUAACCUGUUAAAAUUUUUUCGGUGAUAAAAAUUUAGUGGUGUAUACCUAAAUAUAUUAAACUUGGAAGAUAGUAUGUAAGGAAAAUAUUAAAUACAAGUUUAGAUUAGAAUGAGGAAAAAAGAACACAAUAUUUCUACGAGGUAUUAUAAACGUGCAAAAUUGUUUUUCAGCGAAAUUGGACUUCAUACAUUCAUAUUUUAUGUACUACCUAGAAUCCAAUAAUAAAUAACAUCGAUAAACAUGUGAAAAUAUGUUAUACCUACUUAAGUAGGUAAAUUAAUUCUAUUAAUCCUAUAAUACAUCGUAAAAAUAUUGUAACUUUAGAAAAUGUUGAACAAUUAUUGUUCAAAAAAAUGGAAUGGAGGGAGUUAAAAAAAUGCUAGGCGUAUAAAAUGUUUUUGCUACUGAAAACGCGACGCGACACCGCGAAAAGUGAGAUUGAAUCCGAUCGUUAAAGGCUAUGACUUGUAAGUAAAAUACAAUCUUUUCGGAAAGGAUAUCGUGGAAUAAGUAUUCAAAAUAUAAUAAUAAUAAAUCGAUCCAACUAUCACUUCAUAUCGAUCCAACUAUCUCUAGCCCCAAAAUAAGUUAACUAACUUGAAGUAAACAUAGCCUUGAUGUUUGGAAAUCGAAUGAGUUAAAACUUACCCCGGAAAACUGGUAGAUGAUUUUGUCGAUGUGGAGAAAACUUUUGAGAAAGUAUUAUUAUAUCAUGAAAUAAAUAAGAAUAUUAAAGCCCAAAAGUUUACUAGUUUUUCUAUGCUCGUGUGUGCUAAAUGUGCAAUUACAAAAUUACUGAAUAUACUUCAACAGCUUCGGUAAAGCCUAUGAUGUCAUAUCGUACUCAAAACUUUAUCAUAUCGCUGAGCUUCUUACCUUUAAGAAUUGUCUGUCAUAUCAUGAUAUCCCAUUGGCUGGAAUCGGAACUAAUCACCGAGUUUGAUUGAGUGUGUGGUGGAACUGGCACAAACAAAACCACAACAUGAUUAUUCCGUUACAGAUGGCAAAUCCUCUUGAUGGCUCACCUAGUUCCAAACUAAACGUUGAGAAUUCUUAUCAUUUCAAGAACUAGACCAUCUAUCUAAGAGUCAAUUAAUUAUAAAAAAAUAGGCUAUACUGUAAUUAAAGUUUGUUUUCGAAAUUCAAAAGUAUAUUUUGGAUGGUACUUAUUGCUUACAUACAUUUUUUUAUACAAAAAGAAACUUUUUAUAAAAGUCUUAUUUUAAUGGACAUUCCCAAUUUGGAUUAGAAAAUUCGUCGUAAGCUUGAAAGUUUUAAUAGGAUUGAUUCAAGAUCAUCAUAAAUAAAAGUCGGGAGGAAAAUUUGUUUGAAAAGUUUACUUAAUACAUACAAACUUAUAAAUCAAAUGAUGUUACGUAAUUAUUAGUUACCUUUUUAAUGAAAUAUCCAUACCUAUAGUAGAUAAAUGAAUGUUCUGUGCAAAUCCCAAGGAGGACUUUAAUAUAUCUGGAUGUCUACAUUAAGCAUAGUAAUCAUAGCCAUAGUUAAAAUCUGAAAUGUUUGUCUGAUUAAUCAAUUUUGUGUUUACGGUGAUGUAAUGAACUUCAUUGUAUGUAUUGACACUUGUGUUCCUGGCUUUAAAAAAUUCUGUGAA